AUGGAUGUUGAGAACAGAGACAUGUAUACACACACACACACACACACACACCUGUGGCUUAGGGAACCAAAGCAAACCUUUGUCUUGCCCCAGGAUGAGAAGGAGAACCUGGUGGUAACCAGAAGCCACCAGACAAGAUGCUUUACUUCCCUGAGUUCCUGCCGGGCCAGCUCCCCCAGCUUCCAGCCCCUGCACAACCAUAAGGAGUUGGAAAGGAAUCCUUGUGCUUGGAAAGUCAUUGGCCGUGAGGACUCCCUCAUCCCUCUCCUCUGCUUCCUUGUGGGAGAUGUUUGGCAAUAG
Rangifer tarandus platyrhynchus (Svalbard reindeer) is the source of this 300-nucleotide messenger RNA. Lineage: Eukaryota; Metazoa; Chordata; Mammalia; Artiodactyla; Cervidae. The record is from the annotation of a GenBank genome assembly.